CUGCGGGUUCGAGGAAAAUAUGUCAUCCCGACCAAUUCUCUAAAUUCAUCCAUGUAAUUUCGAUGUGACGCACAACUGUUCAACGCACAGUCAAAAUUAAUUUUGAAGCCAUUUGUAUUUAACUUCUGUAACUUUCCGAUUUUUUGAAUUACUCAUACAAGCGAGUUCGAUACAAACUUAUUUGCAGGCUGAUAUCAAAAACUAAUAAAAUGGUUGUGAAUCAACAUAUCUGACAAAAGAAACUGACACCAGAAACGUUCACAAUGGCUGUCGAUAUACUGGACGACGACCAUUUCGCAAUAACAGCUAUAGUUAUAGUAUCAAUGCAAUUUAUCUACUUUAUCAUAGCUGCCACUUUUCAAAUGGACAAAAUUACAGAUUUUGCGGGCGGCAUAAAUUUUGUCGUAGUGGCAUUACUUACAUUUUUCCUGGGACAAAGCGGAAAGAAAAGCUACGAUAGUCGUCAGCUUAUGGUAACAGUGUUUGUAUGCCUCUGGGGGGUAAGACUCUCUGGAUAUCUUGUGUAUAGGAUUAUAAAAAUAGGCAGAGAUAAACAGUUCGAGGAACGACGAAAAAACAACAUCAGAUUUGCAGUUUUCUGGACGUUUCAGGCUGUUUGGGUUUAUGUAGUUAGCCUCCCAGUGAUAAUAAUAAAUUCUCCAAGACAUUCGAUUCCAUUAGCUCCAAGGACGAUGACCACUCUAGAUUCAGCAGGAACUGCCUUAUUUAUGAUAGGCUUAUUGGCCGAAACCUACGCGGAUCUUCAAAAGUUUUCAUUCAGACAAGAUACUGCUAACCAGGGAAAAUGGUGCAAUGAUGGUUUGUGGAGGCUAUCUAGGCACCCCAAUUACUUUGGUGAAAUUCUUCUAUGGUGGGGCAUCUUCACUAUAUCAUUCAACGUUAUUGAGGGAAUUGAAUGGGUAGCUAUUCUUUCUCCAACUUUCACAACGUUGAUUAUUUUGUUCCUAUCUGGAAUGCCUUUGCUGGAGAAAUCAUCCGACGAAAAAUACAGAGACAUAUCAGACUACCGGUUCUAUAAGUCUUCCACCUCACCUUUAAUCCCCAUUCCACCAUCCGUAUACGUUGAGGUACCCCAAUUCCUCAAAUUCCUCAUUUGCUGCGAGUUCCCAAUGUACAACUACAUGGAAGAGAAAGUAAAGACCUCCCACAUCAUCGAAUCCGCCUCGACUUCGUUAGCACCUUCACAAACAUAGCUAUAGCUAUAUUCUGUUGGUUGUAAUGAUCAACAGAUGAACCCGGGUCCUGGAACCGUUAAAAAAGCUCCAGGCACUGGGGGCUUGGAAAACAAUAAGGUGCAAGUUACGGCUGUUUGAAAGAGAUAGGUAAAGCGUUAGGAUGGAUAUUCUAAAACUAGAUUAAGAUUGUAGUUGUACAGACUAUUUUCUAUCAGUUUAGGUUAAUUUUAAGUAGUAAUAAUAUUCUUGGGCUUUGCUGUUGCUAUCUAAAGUCAGAUCAAAUUGCUUAAGCGUUGCUGCUAAGUUGCUAGUUUUGUUGGUCUUUAAUAUCACCUUCAAGUGUUUUUUGGGCAAUGGUUGAAAUGUUCAGACUUUUUACGUCAUGAUGCAGAUCGUAUAAUUCCUAAUGAAGUACAUAUUCCCCAGCUAGACAAAAUUCCAAUUUAAUAAAUGAAAUUGAGUGUUUGCGUCAACAUUUCUAAGUAUGUUGGGGUUCAUCCUCGUUUUUUCGGUUGAUUAUUGGACAUUGUUUUUUUUAUACUCCAACUAUCACGAAGGCCUAAGGCCUAAGCACCCAUUGGGUACCGUGGGGCUAUAGGGGGAUACAUGGGAAAGGGGGAUCGCCACACGGACUCUGGCGAGGGAACACGUGUGCAGAAAGAGAACUUUGUAUUUUCUUUUCCGAAGAAGGAGUCGGCCAAUAGGAUUUGAUUUUGUUAUGUAAUACUGUGAAUGACAGUGAACAUGUCACGUUCCUCAGAUCUGACGAAAGCCCAACGUCCAUGGUAGAAGUAUGUAGAAAAGCUUAUUACGAACAGCUUUGACGCGAAAGUAUCAGGGCCUAUUAGCGGCGGUUUUGGUCCUGAAAAUAAAUCAAAUUUAAAGUUGAUCGCUUUUGUGAAAUGUUCUAUAAUGGAACACACUAAAAUACAAAACAUGUAUAAAAAUAAAAGUGUUGUUCCAGUGCGCACACAUUAAAAACAAGAUUUUAAAAAAUCUGUACACAAUUACAAUAAGACUUCAGCUUUUGUUUUUAAUGUGAGCGUAGUGGAGCAACACUUUUAUGUUUAUGUGUUAUUAUCAUAUUUAUGUUAGUGUGUUUUAUUAUAGUCUUGUAGUAAAAAGAGCUGCGAUCAUGCGCGCAUAUAAAAAUUCAAACACGGGUGGAUGGUAAAAUUGCGACCGUGUGUUUAAAAAACAAUCAAGAAUUAAAAUAGAAAAGAACAUAUUUCUGAAAGUCUAAAAUACAUAUCGUCUGUCUCUGCACGUACAGGCGUAAAUGACAAAAAAAAUCUAAAAUCGAGUUACGCCGUAAUUUCACAAAAUUCUCUCUGGUCUUAAUGUUUCAAGUCUUGCCACUUCUUAUCCAUAGAAAAAAUCUUAGGACUUAUGAUAAACUUUUUGGAGGCAAAUAUUGACGUGUCGAUUUUUUUUGGA
Molecule: messenger RNA, 2633 nt
Organism: Acanthoscelides obtectus
Lineage: Eukaryota; Metazoa; Arthropoda; Insecta; Coleoptera; Chrysomelidae
Source: the annotation of a GenBank genome assembly